UCAAUUUAUUGUGGAAAAGUGUUGGAUCCUGAGCAACUUCUAUCCUAUUAUCAGAUAAACAAGGAUUCAAAAAUCAUAAUUAAUCCAAGACUCAGAGGUGGCUGUGCUGGUCACAACUGGGAUUAUGUAAUCAGUGAUCUGGAUCCAUACCAGCGUGUGCCUUUGCCAGGGGACCUACUUCUCCCGGAACAGGCCAUCAUACAGCCACAAAUGGAAGUGAAAUAUCUGGCACGUCUCCUCCAAGUUCGAUGUAAAAAAGUGCUAAUCUACCUGUGCCGGAAGCACUUUAGUGGCCAUUCCUUCGGAGGUAACUUCAGUUCCCAGCAAAUUAUGUUUGACACCGAUGGAAAUGUCCGUAUCGAUGCUGCCCCAGAAAAAUAUAGUCGGCCUUCUGCCUUGUUGGACUACAAUGCUGUUUCUGUAAUCUUUGACCGGGCCUUAGGAGACGCAGCUGACAAAUAUCCAAUGGAUUUUCAUCAUCUGAUUGCGCUCUUGUCAGCUAAAGGUCCAAAUGUUGACUGUCAAAGUAAGGCAGUGAUUGCUUUUGUCACAAAUCACAUUUCUCUCUUGACAUAUUCUGAAAGGAUCAAUCACAGUGCAUUUCUGGACCUUUUGAUUAAAAGGCUUGGUGAAGAUGAUCUAACCGCCUUGAUAAAAGCUCUCGCGAAUUUUAAUUGGGAGAACAGGUUGAGGCAGAUUCCAGCAAUGGAUAAAACGUACACUUAUAUUUGGUGGGAAGAUGAUGAGGGGAACAUACGGUACCCGUACAAGAAUAAUGGAGUCAGUUUGCUCGCGUUUUCUCACAAUUUCUUCAAACACCGCUUAGGGUUCCCAUUAGAUAAGCUUGAAGCAGCGUUCUCAUUGGUGGUGGCUGAGAAAUAUUUUCUAGCACAUAUGCUGUUUCAAAUUUUAGUUAGAUUCAAAAGCAAAUGCCAGCAGCCAUGCCCUGCAUCGAUUGAGACUUUUGUUGAUGAAGUGAUUCAAAUGCUUGGUGAUCACACAGUUGAUUGUGAGAUGGUCCAAAAUAACUGA
Molecule: messenger RNA, 1032 nt
Organism: Triticum dicoccoides
Lineage: Eukaryota; Viridiplantae; Streptophyta; Magnoliopsida; Poales; Poaceae
Exons: 4
Source: RefSeq, a predicted model, not a curated record